Messenger RNA from Lampris incognitus (smalleye Pacific opah), 453 nucleotides. It is a transcript of the gene atp5pf, whose product is annotated as ATP synthase peripheral stalk subunit F6. The transcript is spliced from 4 exons. Gene Ontology annotation, molecular function: proton transmembrane transporter activity. Gene Ontology annotation, biological process: proton motive force-driven ATP synthesis. NCBI's taxonomy places the organism in Eukaryota, Metazoa, Chordata, Actinopteri, Lampriformes, Lampridae. Bases 57 to 380 code for a protein of 107 amino acids. The record is from RefSeq and is a predicted model, not a curated record.
CACAAUUCAUAGCGGUUCAUCGCAUUUGGUGGGUUUGCGAAGUGUCAAAUUCAAGCAUGGCACUCCACCGUUUAUUCCAGCUGUCAUCCCUCCUUCGCUCUGCUGUGACAGUGACAUUGCGCAGGAAUAUUGGUAUUUCUGCUGUCCUCUUCACCCGGGCCAAGGACCUUGAUCCUGUCCAGAAACUGUUCCUGGACAAGAUCCGCGACUACAACACCAAGAGCAAGGCUGCCGGUGGGAUUGUGGAUGCAGGCCCUUCCUACCAGAAGAACUUGUCUGAAGAGAUGACUAAACUUCAGAGACUAUAUGGUGGAGGGGACCUCGCCAAGUUCCCUGACUUUAAAUUCCCAGAACCCAAGCUUGAUGAAGUGGCCAAGUGAAUGCUAUCCACGUUGUGUACGUCUCCUACAUGUCACCAAUACGUUGUAUUUAAUAAAAUGAUCCUGGAUUGAU